AAUUGCCCGUGUCACUGUCACAUUUACAACAAUCAAUCAAGCUGUUUUUUUCUUGCUUCUAUUGAUACAAUUUAAAAUUUUACAAACGUUAAAGACUUGUUGCUAUGAUAACAUACUACAGUAAAAUAUAUCUAUAUCAUAAUGUAUCAUUGCGGAAUGCGGCAAAUGGAAGAAAAGCAUGUGGCAAACCAAGUAGAUCUUAUGGUGUGGAGUAAUCGGCUUGAUUUAUUAGCCCUUAGUAACUUUAAAGGUGAAGUUCAGGUUCACAGAUUACACUGGCAAAAAGUAUGGAAUUUACCACCACCAAAAGAAAAUGUAACAGUGGAUGCUAUGGCGUGGAGACCUGAUGGAAAGGCAUUAGCAAUAGGUUAUAGUCAUGGUACAGUUUGCAUUGUGGAUAUUGAAGAUAAAGAAAUCAUUGAUAAAUAUGAUUUUGCUUGUGAGACAUCAGAAGAGUUUUAUACAGCUAACAAUUAUGGUAUCCCAUGUAUUACAUGGUCUGUUAAGGCUGGCACUUUGGAAAGUGCAGUGGAAUAUAAUAUAUAUGAUGACCCUGCAAUAUUUCUCCCAAAGCCACCUUCUCCAAGUAACACAUAUAAAAAUCAAGCUGCAGAAGAUACUAUGAAAAGCUUCAAAGAAAAUCAAGAUCAAACACAAUUAAGCAUGUUAAUGAUUGCAUAUGGGUCAGGAAAUAUAUAUAUGAGUGUAUUUGGAAGAUAUCCCUAUGGAACGGUUCAUCUUUCACAGAUAACAAGGGAUGAGUGUGGGGAAUACAAAAUACUUGAUAUCAAUCUGUCUGAUGAUUUUAGUGUGAUGCAAGUCCUAUAUUUGGAUACAAACAAUAAUAUUCAUCUAUCACUUGUAAAUACAAGUAUUUUAUCUGCUUACUCUGAAGAAUUAUUUGUAGUUGCAACAAGACACAGUCAAAUAGUGAAUAUGGUGACACAUUUAGAUAAAACUAUGGUUUCAAUAACCGAAGCAUGGGAACAUAUUUUGUUAGAAAUGGAUACUAAAAUGGCAUAUUAUGCAUCAUCAGUUCCAGAUGGAGGAGUAUCAGCAGACCUGUUAGAACUACUCAUGUUAGGAGUCCCAUCUGAUGAAUUAGAAGUGUUCUUGCUAAAUGAGCUUACUGCUAAAGGCCUGAAGAAAUUCGGCAAUUCAGUUGAGUUGAGUUAUUCUACAAUACAGAAGCUGGUCUUGAAGCAAUUAAAUAUUGUUGGACAAAGUCUAACAUACUAUCUUGCAGAAUUGAGGGGUUUAACAAGAAUACCAGAUAGAUACAAGGUUUUGGGUUUAGAAGAAAAAAUGGUAACUGAAGCAAUAAAAGCUAGCUGUGCCUUUUUAAACAAAUGUCUUGAAUUGCAGCAAGUGAUUGAUGUGUCUAUGAGAAACUAUAAAGCAUUCUUUAGAUGGCUGUUUGUUGUGAUUGUUCGUUUAUUGGAUGAACAAACAUCAAGUGAAAUUGUCAAGAUUACACAACAAGAGCUAACUCAUAUUGCAGAAUUUUUAUACAAUUUUGAUAAUGUUCAAGUUGAAAAUAAUGAAACAGCAGAAAAACCAGUAAAAUUUAAUUUAGAACGGCUGGGCCAGUAUCUGCAGGAUCAAGAAUUAUCAAUAUUACCUGAUGAUGAAGAUAAUCCUUGGCACAAGUACCUAAGAGAGAACUCCUGUCUGUUAAAGGAUAAUGACACCAUAUUUUCUGUUAUGGACUUUAGAAAGUUUUCACUGGUCCAGCAGCAAAAUUAUUUAAAAGUAGCUGUGGGAAAAAUUUUUGAUGUUAGAACAAAAGAUGUAGGCAAAUACUUCACUGUUUUGUACAACUUAAAAUGUCAUCACAAUCAAAAUAAAAUUACUAGGAACAAUUUUAGAAUCUCACAAAUAUUUGAUGCCAAUGAAGACAGAUUUAUGAUGGCUUUCACCGAUAUUGAAAACAUAAAAGAAGAAAUAUAUUUUAUUUCUGUCAAUGUAAAAGAAAGGAUGUGCAAUGCAACUUGCUGUAAAUAUUCUUUCUCUUCGUGUUUGUUACGAGAUGAUGAGCAUGAUACACCAGAAAGAGAUUUGUCUAUAUUAGACCUACAAUUUUAUUCAUCAGAAUAUUUAUCUGUGCUAGUCAAACAUCCUAAUGUUGAUGAUAGCACAAUAUUCAUUCAAGUUCCGCUUAAAAUUGUUUUGCAAAAUUCGAUUGAAUUCAAUAUGAAAUCAAAAUCAUUAUUUGUAUUUAAUGAAAAAGUUCCCAAGAAAAAUAUAUCACCUUUAUUAGAUGCAAGUGUUUACAAGGUUUUAGAAAAAAUGGAUGGGUUCAGAAUUGCAGUAUCAGGUAGCCGAAAAGUAGCUGUUGUCUUAUCAAAUAGCCAUAGAAAAGUCAGAGUUUUCGAAAUGGAAAUAAAUGGAGAAGAUGAGGAAGACGAAACUCUAGACACAACUCCACUUUCACAAACAAGCCAAACAUGAUAAAGCUGUAAUAUCUUUUUAGAAUGUGCAUACUUUGUAAGUACAUAAAUAAUAAUGAACUUUCUCACUUUAUGUCAUAUUCAGAAAAUAAAAUAUUAACAAAUGUGCA
Messenger RNA from Pararge aegeria (speckled wood butterfly), 2560 nucleotides. RefSeq names its product anaphase-promoting complex subunit 4 (gene APC4). Lineage: Eukaryota; Metazoa; Arthropoda; Insecta; Lepidoptera; Nymphalidae. The record is from RefSeq and is a predicted model, not a curated record. The transcript is spliced from 6 exons. Gene Ontology annotation, molecular function: protein binding. Bases 142 to 2451 code for a protein of 769 amino acids. Gene Ontology annotation, biological process: protein K11-linked ubiquitination; anaphase-promoting complex-dependent catabolic process; positive regulation of mitotic metaphase/anaphase transition. Gene Ontology annotation, cellular component: anaphase-promoting complex; nuclear periphery.